Cetraspora pellucida is the source of this 1209-nucleotide messenger RNA. The record is from the annotation of a GenBank genome assembly. NCBI's taxonomy places the organism in Eukaryota, Fungi, Glomeromycota, Glomeromycetes, Diversisporales, Gigasporaceae.
AUGCCUAAAAGUUUACUUGAUAUCAUCAAACAAUGGAAUACUGAUAAAUUACUAGACUUUUUGAGAAGUCAAGAAAUAAAUCUCGAUGAAGAAGAUUUCUUACUUCUGAGAAAUCAAAAAAUUUCGGGUUCAAGUUUUCCUUUACUAAAUAAAAAAGACCUACUGCGAUGUAAGCUAAAGGUUGGCCCUGUUGUAACGCUUUCAAAUUUGAUAACGGAAAUUAACACUAGAAAGCUUCCAAAUGAAAAAAUAAUUCCCGUAAUUCAAGAUGUAAAACACUUUAAAUGGAUAUACUCCAGAUAUUUUUACAUCAUUCCUUUCGAAGAGUGGUCAUUCAAUCAUUUUGAACGAUGGGUUUUGCAAAAUUAUACUGUACCGAAAAAAGAAGUUUAUACUCGAUCUUUUUUUAAAAUAAUUCGAAAAAUAAAAGAAGACCCUAGGACCUUAAAAGAGAUCAAAGAAAUAGUGUCAGUUUUGGAUAAAAAGUUAGGCAUCGUAGAUGAUAACCCUGUUGAUAAAUAUCUCGCAUAUAAAUCAAUGUUGAAGGGCAACAUCUUACCAUUUGCUGACCUAAUUUUAAAUUACCAUAAAUCCAAAUCUUUUAGAGAGUUUAAAGAUUAUAAUGAAGCUGCAUUUCAAACGGCAAUUGAAUUGCUACUUCCAACCAAACAUCGCCAACCUGAAGUGCGUCUUGUAGUUGAUGGGUCGAAAAGUUCAGGCGCAGGUCGCUUCGGAUUUAUUGACAUUUUUGUUAAUGGAGUGAAUGAAGACAGAAUGAAGUCGAGCAUAAUUAUGGAGUUAAAAUAUAUUUCUUUGGUAGGUCUUUUAAGUGGGGAAAAAGAAAAGUGGGCUGAAAAAGCAGACUACAAAUCAUUAAAGGCCUUAGAUGAUAAGAUCGAAGAAGAAGCUGAAGACGAACUAUUAAAUAGAAAAUACUUAUAUUGGUGUAAGGAAAAAAAGAAAUAUGAGCAAGUAUUAGUGAGGGGGUUAAUUCACAAUGGAAUGGAACAACUUCGUAGGUAUAUGAAAACGGUGCAGAAGGGUAGUGUUAAUAAGUAUGAUGGAUCAGGAAUUUAUGACGAUAAAAUUGAAGUAAUGAAGGGGGAAGGGUAUUUGGGAGGAGUACUUGUGGUUUCACUUGGUUCUAAACGUGUUUUAACUAGGGUAUUAAAUUUUAAAAAAAUAAAUCUAAAUUUUUCUAUCGUCUAA